Clupea harengus (Atlantic herring) is the source of this 627-nucleotide messenger RNA. RefSeq names its product ras-related protein Rab-39B. Gene Ontology annotation, molecular function: GTPase activity; GTP binding. NCBI's taxonomy places the organism in Eukaryota, Metazoa, Chordata, Actinopteri, Clupeiformes, Clupeidae. The record is from RefSeq and is a predicted model, not a curated record.
AUGGAGGCAUCGUGGAACUUCAGGUUUGGGAUCGUCAUCCUUGGGGACUCAGCAGUAGGGAAGUCCUCUCUUCUCCACCGCUACACAGAGGGCACAUUUGAUGACUCCAGACAGUCUCCACUUGGAAUUGAUUUUAAAGUUCAUCAUCUGGAUUUUGACCCGGGUGUUGUAAUUAAAAUGCUCCUGUGGGAUACUGCUGGACAAGAGAGAUUCAGGUCAAUUGCCAAGUCCUACAUGAGGAACUCUGUUGGUUGCUUACUCGUAUUUGACAUCUCCCAGAGACCGACCUUCGAGCGUAUCCACAGUUGGCAACAGGAAGUGCUUGACUAUGUCAAACCUAACCCCAUGAUAUUCAUGCUGGUGGGCCACAAGUGUGACUUGGAUGUACGAAGAGAGGUCACCACGCUGGAAGCAGAGGCCCUGGCUAAGAAGCUCAACAUGGUGGGUUAUCUUGAAGUCUCGUCAAAGGACAACACUAAUGUUAGCCUGGCUUUUCAGACUUUGGCCCAGGGGAUCUACAAUCAGUUCCAGAAACGCAGAAUCUCCAUUCGAGACGGAUGUGGCAUGGGAAGUGGAAGUGACAAUUUCACACUUGACACAGACGACAAACAAGUGGCGCAGAAGUGA